Molecule: messenger RNA, 766 nt
Organism: Emiliania huxleyi CCMP1516
Lineage: Eukaryota; Haptophyta; Isochrysidales; Noelaerhabdaceae
Exons: 6
Biological process (GO): pseudouridine synthesis
Molecular function (GO): RNA binding; pseudouridine synthase activity
Source: RefSeq, a predicted model, not a curated record
GCCGCCGUCCACCGCCUCGACGCGCCCGUCGUGGCCUGGUGGCUUGCGCGAAGACGCGGUCGGCAGCGCGACGGCUGCAGGCACUGUUCAGCGAGCGGCGCGUGCGGAAGAGCUACGUCGCCGUGCUCGCCGGCACGCCGCCGUGCGAGAGCGGGGUGGUCCGCUCGCCGCUCGAAGGCAAGGAGUGCGUCACUUUCUACCGCCUCCUCGCCUCGCAGCCGAGCGCGCAGUUCGGCUCGCUGUCCACCGUCGAGCUGCGGCCGCACACGGGCCGCACGCACCAGCUCCGCCGCCACUGCGCCGAGGUGCUGCGCUGCCCGAUCGUCGGCGACACGACGUACGGAGGCGAGCGCGUGCGAGCGUCGCAGGCCCUCUACUUGUGGGCGGCGAGGCUGGAGUUGGGGGUGGCGCGCGAGGACGGCGAGGGAGGCGAUGGCGGCGAGGGAGGCGUCGAGGGUGGCGACAGCGAGGUCGGCGAGGGCGAGAGCGCUUUAGGCGCAGAGGCGGGUUCGGAUGCUGCCGCGGCCGAGGGCACGGCAGAGGAGGAGGAGGCCGCGGGCGACGAGCUCGGCCUGGCGGGCCGCAGCUUCUCGGCGCCACCGCCGGAGAAGUUCGACAAGCUGCUGGCAAGAGACCGAAGGGCUUGGCAGUGCGCCACGGCUCGGGCGGGCGGCGUAGCAGGGCGUGAGCUUGCCGCGAGAAGAGAAAGUUAAAGCCGUAGUAUUGAUUGUUGGCGGCGAACCCCGAGAGCCGAGAGACUCUUUUA